GUUCCAGAAACAACCAUCUUCUUUAUAGUUGAUGAACGCUUUGUCCCUUCAUCUUGGUUUAUCACUACAUUGAAAUGGUUUAAGGUAUUGUUCAGGAUUUGCAGCCUCUUGUAUUAAUAACAUCUCCAUGCUGAUUAUGUUUAUCAAUUCGUCCUUCUCAUCAUGUAUAUCUACUACUCAUUUUUAACACAGUCAGUCAGUUUCCAAAUUUGCAAUAUUUUUCAACUUCUGGGUCUUAAAAGAUUUGUAGUUUGCCUCUUUCCGUGUUAUGAUAUUUCUAUAUGUUGUACAUCGUACUUAAACUACUUUUUAUCUUCAAAGUUUGUAUUUUUUUUCCAAUAACUUUUGAUAGAUGCAUUAUAGGUGCUUGAUAGAUUUUGACACUAGUAACUCAUUCUUUUUUUUAUGUUCCAUUCUAGAGUGAGCUCUCAAAUUCUUCUUACCUCUAUUAAGAAACAGAAAUUGAAAAUAAACUGAAGAGAGAAUCUCAAUCUUAACAAUUUUACAAGUUUAUGCUAUUCAUUCUGAGGAAAUGCUACCAUGUUCUGCAUGAACUCCGAAAUAUUGUCGAAUGGUUGGAAAUAAAAACAUUUACAUGCUCCAAAUGUGCUUUACUUUAUUUAUCUGUUCCUCUUUUAGGUUGUAACUCCUAUUAAUGAAUGUUAAUUCUCUGUCUUACUAAGAAUUUCAGUAUUUAUUGUAUCUUUUAUGCCUUUUCACAUUAACUGUGCCCUUGAUGCUGAACUCGUAGUACUAUAUCCGAAUGGGAAUGUGCAAAUAUGGUGCUUCCUGCAAGUACCACCAUCCAAGACAGGGAGGUGGAUCUUCGGGCUCGGUGACCCUAAAUUUUGAUGGAUAUCCAUUGCGACUGAUGUAUCAUAGAUUUCUCAUUCAGGGUGAAAAGGAUUGUUCGUAUUAUGCUAAAUAUGGGCAGUGCAAGUUCGGCAUCACCUGUAAAUUUAAUCACCCACACUCAUCUGGUUUACGGAUGUCAGUACCAGCACGUGGGCCCGGAUCAUUGCCUACACCAGUAACUGUACCUACACCUGUGGUCUAUCCAACUCCCUCUGUGCAAUCUUCCCAACAAUAUGGGAUAUUUCCCGGCAACUGGCCAGUUGCAAGACCGGCUGUGUUUCCACCUCCAUAUGUUUCUGGGACUUAUGGUCACAUGCUUCUUCCCCCAGCAGUUGUUCCAGGUCCGGGUUGGACUCCCUACCCGGCUUCAGUUUGUCCUGUGGCCUCCUCAUACCCUGAACUCACCGUUGGGGCGGACCCAGUUUAUGGGAUAAACCAGUUAUCUCCUUCAGCAACUGUUUACACAGAAGUGACUGGACCAUAUUCAGGCAGCAGUCAGCUGGAACAUGCAUUUCCCGGAAGACCAGGGCAACCAGAAUGUCAGUAUUAUUUGAGAACUGGAAAAUGUAAAUAUGGACGUACAUGUAAAUAUCAUCAUCCACCAGAGUUGAAUGCACCAACUACAAAUUAUGUGCUUAGUCCACUGGGUCUUCCCCUACGCCCGGUAAGGUUAUCAUUCUCUGUGCUUUUCACGACAGAUGAGUUUCCAUGCCUGAAAAAACUGUUCAUGAUAGAUGAACUAUUUCUAGUUAAGGAGUGAAUUAGUGGGUUUAUG
This is a messenger RNA of Olea europaea var. sylvestris, 1630 nucleotides long. Its product is annotated as zinc finger CCCH domain-containing protein 6-like. The transcript is spliced from 3 exons. Lineage: Eukaryota; Viridiplantae; Streptophyta; Magnoliopsida; Lamiales; Oleaceae. Gene Ontology annotation, molecular function: mRNA binding; metal ion binding. The record is from RefSeq and is a predicted model, not a curated record. The coding region runs from base 764 to 1615 and encodes 283 amino acids.